Messenger RNA from Choloepus didactylus (southern two-toed sloth), 1043 nucleotides. RefSeq lists its product as uncharacterized. Bases 438 to 1043 code for a protein of 201 amino acids. The record is from RefSeq and is a predicted model, not a curated record. The transcript is spliced from 2 exons. Lineage: Eukaryota; Metazoa; Chordata; Mammalia; Pilosa; Megalonychidae.
ACAGGCCAUCCUCGUCCAGUGUCCCUGAGGGACGUGUGCUCGGCGCUCCUGGGGACGCUGGGGGAGUCAGACCGGCCCGGCGUUGAUGCCCACAGGGCCGGGGCCCUGCCCACAGCACCACCUUGUCCGCUGGCCCCGCGUGUGUGCAGGGCUGGCCAUUCCAGGGCUUCAAGACCCACAGGAGGCGCCGCCUCCUCCAGGAAGCUGACCCUGAUAGUCCCCACCAGUUGGGUGAGGCGCUCUACUGCUGGGGGGCAGCCUGGCCUGACGGUUAGGAGCCUGAACUCUGGGGGGCAGAGUGCUGGGUUCGAAUCCUGACUUUGCUACUCCCUUGCUGUGUGCCCUCGGGCGGGUCUCUUCUCUGCACACUAAGCUCUUCUCCGUGAAACACGUUGCUGUGGGUGUUAGGGGAGAGGCCUGCACCCCCCAAAUGCUGCAUGCCCAGUGGCAAGGAGAAGAGGCUCUGGGAGCUGGCUGGGGCACUGCCACCUCCUCCAGAGCCUGUGAAAGCAACUGCCCAGCGUAGGCAAAACCAAAACCGCACACCUGGGCAGGCAGGUGCGUUUGCUCCCGGGUUCUGGUUGCACUGCUCAGCGCCAGCACCCCUGCCCCUACCAGCCAGCACUGUCGGGGUGCUGCUCACGCCCCUUACCCCACACAGGGCAUCCAGGUCCGAACUGGUCUCCAGUACAGCAGCCGGGGGCUGGGCAGGCCUUGAGGGGACGCAGCUGCACCCUCUCUGCCCCCACCCCAGUUCCGGCCUCCUGGGCCCUGGGCUCCCCGUGUUGCUGGCAGCAUCAGCCCCCCUGGCUCCCACUCACGUGGGAAGCACUGCACCCCAAGUCCAGGUUCCGUGUCUCCACUGCAAGAGCCGACGUCAGGACUCCCGGACCUCAAGCCACAGCCCUGGAUGGGGAGGAAACGCCUGCUGGGCGGCUGCAGCCUGGGCAUCGCCCCCUCUGUGGAUGGGGCAGGUGUGGGGGGCCCCGGCACGGCCAGGAGGCCUCGGGCCUGGAUGUGGCUGCUCAGGUCGGGGCACCUGA